AUGUCAAGCGUUGAUGCACGCAGCGUGGGAGGGACACCACGUUCUAGCUUUGACGCAAUCUUUGACAGUAAUUCAAUACGAUCUACAAGAAGGAGGACAUCAAAUACUUGGAAACGAGUUGCCAGCUUAUAUUCAUCUCCAAAGCAAAAAGAAGAUGAUGAUGGUCCAGAUGAAGAUAUGUGGGAUAACAACGAUCAAGACUUCCAACAUCAAAUUAUGAUCGAAGCAAAAUUACAAAGCAAGGCUCGUAUACGGCCUAGCAUCGACGAAAUCUGGCUCAACGGUGCAACAUCAAUGGAAGAAGUGGCAUCGCCUAACGAGCUUCUAUCGCCAUAUAGCCAUGCCAAUUCACAAGUCGCAUCUUCCUCUACACCGACCCUCUUGACUUCAUUUACAGAUUCGCCAUCGUUUCCAGGAACACCGUCAUGGCAAAAACCUCAAUCCUCAACUUCGAAUCCACGCCCAUCUUCAACAACCAAUGCAAGCCUGAUGACAUCCAAAAGUUACAGUACCUUAUCUAGCGAGGCAAGUACUGCUCCAACCUUUCCUUCUCCUGCUUCUAGCAAAGCAGAACUUCGAGCUCGUCAACGGUAUAGUGGAGGAAACGCUCGUCUUGCUGCUGUCUUCGGUACUCCGAACGGUGGUGCAGACAGUAGGACGAGCAUGAGCGAAGAUGCCUCACCAGUCAGCGCAACCUUUGAACAUGCAAGCCCGGCUUCGAAGCUUGCAAGAAAUCAGCCUUCCGCACUUGCACCUUCGCUUUCUGGUCAUUUACAAUUCGGUGGCUGGACGCAAGAGCAAAUUGAUUCACCGGGUGCAGAAGCAGAUCGUCAAUUUGGCUCUCUUGUUUCUUUUCCAAGACCGGGAUCCAUAACCGAAGAGACGAGUCCUUCUAGGUAUAUCGCAUCUGCCACGGUUAAUGAUGUUCUGAACACACGCACAUACAGUCAAGAUCGACUUGGAUCGCCUGCUACUUUGCAAGAUGACGAAUUGCCUGAUGUCAGUAUAUCCAAUAGACACAGAGGAAAGGCAUUAAGCGCAUUGCUUGGCGAGCCAGAAGAGGUGAUCUUUGCUACCAAAAAGCUAGAAGAUGCGAAAAUGCUACCGCCACUUCCACCAAACAAAUCAAAGGCGACAGAUUACCGCAAUUCCGAGCAAGGACUUAUCUCAGGUCUCAAGAAGAAGCUUUUGUCAACAAGAAAGACUGGCGGAAGCCCAAUCAAGAAUAAGUCAUCAUCUGCAGCUUCCGUUCACCAAUCAAAAGCGACAGAUACAAUUGCGGCCUCGAACAGCUUCCCGCUCUAUACGAGCUUGUCUGACAAAGAUGCCCUAUCAGAAGCACAAGCUGCAGAUCAGAACAGGAGACCAUCGUUGCCUCAUAUCAGCACGAUGCCCGUCAUACCUGCAAGACGGAGAUUCUCUAUGCAGCAUUCACCCGGUAUGCAUUCUUCUUUUGAUUCAAAAGCACACAAUGACAUACAAGAAACGCUUGCUGAUAGCAAUUCAGAAGAGAGUACACCUGAACCACUUUCACUACAACGUAAAUCGAGUAUGGAAAGUGUCAUUUCACGUAUCCCUCGCCCGUCGGAAGGUAGAAUUGCCAGAUCGAGAAGUCGAACAGAGGCACCUCGAUCCAAUCGUGAUAGCAUUGUAGAGCACGUUUCAUACGAGCAUGCUCGGUCAAGAAGCAGCAUUGUAAGUCUCGGUAUUACGCCCGAUAUGGUCAAUGAUGUGAUCCCAGUAUCACCUGCUUUUUACCGCAACGCUACACAUGAGGAUGUAUGCGAAGAGCUAGAAGGUGAAACGGGUAGUAUCGAAGAAGAGAAAAACAGAAGGGUAUCGAUCUCCUCCCAAUCGUCUUCAAAAGCUUCAGCUCCACGCCGACCUUCUCGUUCAGACGGUAAUGGGCCGCUGCAUCGCCAUCCUUCCAUUGAUUCGAUCAAUCCAGAUCAGAGAUCGUCUCUUGAGCAAUCUUUCAAUUCUGCUCACAGCAAGCGUUGGUCGACUGUCGGUCCAGCAUUUUUGACGUAUAUUGACCCACAAAAGACUAAUGCGAUCGAAGCGAAUGCACAGAAUGACUUCAGACCAGCAUCUCCUUUUGAAACUAUUUUCAAGGGUGGUCGAAGGGAUAGUGAAGCUUCUUUGUCUUUGAAAAAGAUCGUAUCAAAUGGAAACAGUGAGAAUGCGGAUAUGGCCGCACGAGGUUCAAUCUCUUCCGCUAGAGAUGACUCGCUACGGAUCAAUGCUAUCUUAUCUCCUCCAAUGGCACCUCAAACCAACGAUGAUGUAUUUGGAAGUGAGGCCCAAGAGAAAGACUCACCCAGAGUAAAAUCGCCAGUGAAAUCUACAAAAGCUUGGUCGCGAAGAAAAUCUUUUGUGGAACCUACGGCUAAUCGAUUAUCAAAUCUGCUCAAAACCGGCAUUGGCAAGAAGGCCUCCGGAUUGUUGCAAAGCACAAGCCCGGAUGCUAAACUUGAAAGAUCAAAAAUAAAACAACCAGAAAGAGAUGUAGAUGUUUUGGAUUUGUCUUUGAAUGGUUGGGUGGAAGAUUCGUCUGGAGCAUGGACCGGAAGCAGAUCGCCUGCUACUGCUUCUUUCACUGGCUCAAGCGCAAAUCGAAGCUCGGCUGGAGCAUCUUCGUUGAACCAGAAAGAGUCACAAUCUUUGCAUCAGAACCCUAUCGACAUUCCAGCUCAAGGAAGUACAGAAAUGAGGUCUUCUCGCUCGACCGAUUUGGGUCUAGAGAGGUUGAAAACGUGGCACAACGGAAGCUCGACGAAUCUCAGCUCAUCAUUGAGCAGCAGUAAUAAUACAAAGAGACCAACAUUUGGACUUGAUCUUCAGCCCGAUGCAGCAUCAGCUUUUGACAGUAUCCCACUACCAGAGACGCCAGAAAGAUCAAGGUCAAGAGCAGGAUCGAUUUCAUCUUCAAAGUAUGGAGCCAUGUCAAAUGAACAUUUGGUAUUACCUUCACCUGUGCUCUUCCCUAGUCGCCCGGACGGAAGAACGAGCGGUGAAGAAGUGGUGCUGGCUAGCGAGCCUGAAGUAUACAGAAAGGCCUCAUUCAUGAGCGAUCGAAGACCGACCCUUUCCAUGCCGUCUGACUUACCAGCAGAUGUGGACGAUGUGGAAGAUCUGCUUGACGACGAUGAAGAAUAUGAAGAUGUUUACGAUCAAACUUUGACGGGCGAUGAAACACUUACAACUUAUGAUACCAGACGGUCGCACGUCUUGCCUUCUCCUGGUAUGGAUGAAGUGGAAUUACUGGAAGAUGAUGAAGACUCCAAAUCAUCUCAUUCACUCGAUCAAGUAGGUAAAGACGUGACAAGCAAUGGUCACACACUUUUGAGCGGUAAUGAAAACGAUUCCAAAAAUAUUUCAUCUUUGCACACCUAUCGAUUCCCAACUGGUCGUUCGUCUUUGCAAGAUGGCAAAUCAACAACUUCCCUCCUUAUCCCAAAUAAAUCGGACAAUGCUAAUCCCCCCAGCGAAAGAAUCAGUCAACCGCUUUAUCCUCUCCCUCAUCCAUCCACAAACGGUCAAAAUAGUUCACCCGUCUAUAAGCCGAUCUUGGCAUCUCAUUUACGUCGACCUUCAAGUAGUGCGUCUUACGUUUAA
Molecule: messenger RNA, 3618 nt
Organism: Meira miltonrushii
Lineage: Eukaryota; Fungi; Basidiomycota; Exobasidiomycetes; Exobasidiales; Brachybasidiaceae
Exons: 1
Coding region: 1-3618 (1205 amino acids)
Source: RefSeq, a predicted model, not a curated record